AUGGGUCCACCCAUCGAUGCAAUGGCACGCCCACCUCAGAAGAUUUUGUGCUCGCUAACCAACCACCUCUUCUGCAGGAUCAUACGCAUAACCUUCACGAUCCCCGUCUUCGCCAUACUCGCCUUCCUCGGUAUCCUCCUCGAGUCGCGGGCCGUGUACUUGAUACCGCUGACGGAGGUGUACGAGUCGUUCGCGCUCGGUGGGUUCUUCUUCCUGCUGUGUGCGUGGAUCCAUCCCAAUGGUUCGGAGAGAGAGAGGAUCUUGAACCGGGAGGGGAAGUUGGGGAUGUACAAUAGAGUGUGGUUCUUUGUGUUUCAGCAACCAUUUGUCAUGAUCGUUCUCGUUGUGGUGCAAGAGAUCACGCAGGCCGCAGGGGUGUUUUGCGCGACGAGUAAGAACAUACAGUUCGCUCAUGUCUGGAUAUCAAGCUUUUCAUCCGUCACGACAACCUUCGCAAUAGGAGCGGUGCUACGAUUCCAUGGCGCUACGAAGCAGAUGACCGCACAACAGAAACCCUUGCUGAAGCUCGUGUCAUUCAAGGGAAUAGUGUUCCUGUCUUGGAUCCAGUCGGUACGUACAUCCCUGACAGAUUUCCCGUACUCGUAA
Messenger RNA from Letharia columbiana, 606 nucleotides. RefSeq lists its product as uncharacterized. NCBI's taxonomy places the organism in Eukaryota, Fungi, Ascomycota, Lecanoromycetes, Lecanorales, Parmeliaceae. The transcript is spliced from 3 exons. The record is from RefSeq and is a predicted model, not a curated record. Gene Ontology annotation, molecular function: transporter activity. Bases 1 to 606 code for a protein of 201 amino acids. Gene Ontology annotation, biological process: transport.